Molecule: messenger RNA, 264 nt
Organism: Canariomyces notabilis
Lineage: Eukaryota; Fungi; Ascomycota; Sordariomycetes; Sordariales; Chaetomiaceae
Exons: 2
Coding region: 1-264 (87 amino acids)
Source: RefSeq, a predicted model, not a curated record
AUGCCGACCGCCGACGCGCCCAAGCUCCAACCGCCCAUGGAGGCCGCCAACAACUUGAAUCCCGACUCCGACCCCGCAUUCUCCCAGGUCGGCGCUGGUGCGGGUGCGCAGGGCACAGAGAGGAUUGUCACGAAGCAGCCGAAAGCUGAGCCCCUCCCGACCAUGAACAUCGACGAGCAUGAGCUGGGCCUCCGCGGCGGGCGGUUCAUGCUGGGCUGCACGUGCUGUGACGGGAUGUGCUCGUUUCAUAAGGGCUGUUGCUAG